UCUGCGCUACGUCAGCACUCAGACUGAAACAUGGCGGUCCCCAUAGCAAAGUGCCUGGCAGCUCGUGUCUGUUUAUUACUAAUAUCAUUAAUAUUUCAAUCCGUUAUCGCCGACAACAACGCCGGUGACGUGCCGCAUCGGCGCUUUGAGUAUAAAUACAGUUUUAAAGGGCCUCAUUUGACACAGAGUGAUGGACGAAUCCCAUUCUGGGUUCAUACUGGGAAUGCCAUUCCAAGCUCGGAUCAAGUCCGCAUCACUCCCUCUCUGCGGAGCCAAAAGGGUUCAGUGUGGACAAAAUCACCUGUGCAUUUUGAAAACUGGGAAGCUGAAGUGGCAUUCCGUGUGUCCGGACGAGGCCGGAUGGGAGCAGAUGGAUUGGCCAUAUGGUUCACAACCAGUCAAGGUCUCGAUGGUCCUGUGUACGGGGCUGCGGAUCAAUGGAACGGUGUGGGAAUUUUCUUUGACUCAUUUGAUAAUGAUGGAAAGAAAAAUAACCCUGCUGUCAUAGUGGUGGGUAACAAUGGAAAACUUGUUUAUGACCAUCAAAAUGAUGGCACAACUCAGUCUCUGGGUACCUGCCUUAGAGACUUCAGAAACAAACCCUACCCUGUACGCGCCAAAAUCACCUACUACAAGCAAACAUUAUCGGUAUACAUCAAUAAUGGCUUCACUCCUGAUAAAGAGGACUAUGAGUACUGCACCAAAGUUGAAAACAUGAUCCUUCCUGAAACUGGAUUUUUUGGCAUAUCUGCAGCUACUGGAGGAUUGGCAGAUGACCAUGAUGUGCUGUCAUUUUUGGUGUUCAGGCUAACCGAGCCCGGGCAGAAUCUGCCUCCCCCAGAAAAAGAGAUUCCCAAAGAGGAGAAGGACAAGUACCAGGAAGAAUUUGAGAAUUUCCAACAAGAGCUGGACAAAAGGAAAGAGGAGUUUCAGAAAGAGCACCCUGAUGUCCAGGGGCAGCCCAUUGAUGACCUGUUUGAAAGCGUGAACGAUCGAGAGAUCCGUCAAGUUUUUGAAGGUCAGAACCGGAUCCACCUGGAAAUCAAGCAGUUAAACAGGCAACUGGCCAUGAUUCUGGACGAACAGCGGCGUUACGUGUCGCUCAUCACAGAGGAGAUGACCAAACGUGGGGUGAACGCACAGUCAGGACAGGCUCCCACCCAUGAAAUGGACACUAUUAUAACCACACAACAGGAGGUUUUGAGGAAUAUUAAUGAAAUAAGGAACUCAUUGUCAGGCUCGCUAAAGCAGUUAGCAGCGGGUCAGCAGCAGGGUCACGCCGGCGGCCUCGGCUCGUACGAGGCGGUGCAGCACUUCAAUGAAAUCAAGGAACAUUUGCAUGGGGUCAAGAGGAACAUCGAGCACAUAAUUCAGAAAAAUGCGAAUCCUGCAGAGAUGGUAAAAUGUCCUGAACUUCCUCCAUUACCAAACUGCCUGUCCUUCACACACUUCCUGGUCUUCAUCGUCAUUCAGUCCCUCCUUUUCUUCGGCUACAUUAUGUACAAGAGUCAGCAGGAAGCAGCAGCUAAGAAGUUUUUUUGAUGACGUUUAGCUCUUGGUAAACACAGCACAUAUGUAAAUGAGAAACUGUCCAUUAGUGUUAAUUUCCAGUUUGUUUGUAUUCUUGUUUGCAAACUAUAAAUUAUUGUACUUGAAAACUGAAGCAUUUCGUUUGAGGAUUUCUCUUUUCUUUUUAAUUCCAGAUUUUUAAUUUGAUCAGAGCUGUACAGGGAUUGAAUGGCUGAAGUGUGUGUGACAGUUUUGACUGAAUAUUGCUGAAUAUGAUGUAAUAUAUUCCUUAGAAGAUUGACAUAUUUACAUUUUUGAAUAACAGUCCAGGUGUCAUUUCAAGAACUCAAUCACUGUCCGAAGAACGUUCUGAACUGUGGUAAAAGAUGCAAUAGGAUAAAGAAUUUGAUCACAUUUCCUUUGGUGUGAACGCUGUUUGUCCUCCAAAAGUGUUAGAGCCUAAAUGUACUGGUGGUCGCAAGCACCCAAAGGUUGUGAAUGUGUAUUUUGAAUCUUCAAAAGAUGGAAAAAAAAUGGUUUUUUUCUCAAACAAUUUACAUAAAAGACAAAUCAAAU
Molecule: messenger RNA, 2085 nt
Organism: Paramisgurnus dabryanus
Lineage: Eukaryota; Metazoa; Chordata; Actinopteri; Cypriniformes; Cobitidae
Gene: lman1
Product: lectin, mannose-binding, 1
Biological process (GO): endoplasmic reticulum to Golgi vesicle-mediated transport
Cellular component (GO): COPII-coated ER to Golgi transport vesicle; endoplasmic reticulum-Golgi intermediate compartment; Golgi membrane
Molecular function (GO): D-mannose binding
Source: RefSeq, a predicted model, not a curated record